Molecule: messenger RNA, 1496 nt
Organism: Synchiropus splendidus (mandarinfish)
Lineage: Eukaryota; Metazoa; Chordata; Actinopteri; Syngnathiformes; Callionymidae
Gene: rassf11
Product: Ras association domain family member 11
Exons: 2
Coding region: 1-1425 (474 amino acids)
Source: RefSeq, a predicted model, not a curated record
AUGGCUCGUAAUUGUCCUGUUUACACAAGAACCCAGAAGCAGCAGAAGCUCACAGUCCGGCUUUGGCGUGAGAGAUCUCUGUCACUUUUAAGACUGGGCGCUUUUCUCAGCAGAAUGGAAGUAAAGGUGUAUGUGGACGGUGUUCCUCGCGUGGUCAGCGGCCUGACUGAGGAGACCUCGUGUCGAGAAGUGGUCACAGUGCUGGCUCAAGCUUUGGGCCAGCCUGGACGCUACAUGCUGCAGGAAAGAUUUAAAGACUUCCAGAGAUGCAUGUCAGCCACUGAAUGCGUGGUGGAGACUCUGAAGAAGUACGGGGAGCAGGCGAGAGAGGUGCAGCUGUCAUUGCUGCACAGUGGACCGUCCGUUUGGGACGAGAUGAGCCGAGCGAACGUCGGCAGACAUCAGGCCUUUCCUCCUCUGAGGCGGAAAGAAGCUGGAGCCAGAGUGCGUCGGGGCAGCAGCUCCAUCAGUCUGCAUCGGCGGAGCUUACCGCCUUUGACCGACUCCAGACCAGAAACAUCGCAGGAGCUGAAGAAGCCCAAAAGAAAGUCACUGACGUUUAUGGAGGAGGCCUGGGGCUGGCUGGAGAGCCUGGGGAAAACCAGAGUUUACAGCACGGACCCUGAGAAGCAAAGGAAGAGGAGCGAGAGGAAGAACAGAAGCUCUCUGGAAAGCUUCCUUGAAGAUCCUUCAGAACAAGUCAGAGGUCAAAAAAACCCCAAGUCGGACCUGGAUCUACAAACUUCCUGCUGCAUGGGAAGUCAGGCGAGGAUGAAAGAGGAGAAACAGCUCAUGAUCGAAGAGUCACGUCAAGAUCUCAGUCGUUCUAACAGUGAGCUGAACAAUCUCAGGGAUACCAUCGUUCAUCAGCUGGCUUACAUACAGGCUCAGCAGCUCCAGAUAGCAAGAGUGGACAAAGAUAUUUCUCAGCUUGAGAGACGACAAGAGGCAAGAAGAUGUGAACAGGAAGCGCAGCAGAUGAUAGAAGAUGAGUUGGAACAGAUCAGGUAUUGGCAGAACGAGUUGAAGGCAGAAGAGAAUUUUGAGCAAGAGCUAAAACAUCAAUUCUUUGAGUUGAAGUCGAGAGCCGCUCAGUGCAAGGCGCUGCUAGAGGAGUACAGACUACAGAUGCACAGCCUCGAGGCUUCCGCAGCUCAAGAGGCUGUUUCUGCAGCUUGUUCUGAGCCAGAUAAUCCACAAGGAUCUGAUGAGCAUCAGGGCGCAAACAUCGACAGGAAGUCGCCGCCCAGGGAGACUUGCACCGUCCCACCCUGCCAGAUAAGAGGGCGACGGCCCACCGGCCCCACCGAGCUCAGGGAGUGGUGGAAACGCUGGUCUGAAGCUCAAAGCUCCAGAACAGAGAUGAAGAAGAAGGUGAUUCACCGAACAGAGCUCACAGUUUAUCUAGCAGGCAGCAAGGCCUGAGUCAUAUCUUUUUGUUUCUCUAUAUUGUCAAACACGUCUGUAUGUGUCUGAAAAUAAAUAGUUCAUGAGCG